AUAACUCGCGUGCGUGGCUAAAACAUUUUUAUCUCUAUUUCAAAACAAAAACACUGUUCUCUAUCAUUGUUUUAACAGUGCGUUAUUUCAUAUUGUUACCUACAAAUAAAUAAUACUGUAGACGUUUUUUCGAAACUGAAUAUAAAGUGAAUUGUGUUUUUAUUUAUAAAAAAAGAGAUAAAAAAAAGGAAAAUGUAGAGUUCCAUUCCAUUGUGAUGUGCUCUUAUCAAAAUGACUUGAGACUCAUCACGACCGUCCAUUGUUAGUGAGAAAAUAUUUACGUCGUGAAAAAAACCACAUUACAAACAAAAAGGUGCUUAAAUGAAUAAUAACAAAUACAAAUUUCAAACAAAAAUUCAACGCUGAACUGUUUAUAAGCUCACAUUCGAUAUUCAAAACUAUAAUUCUAGUAAAAGUUAUCGCAGCAACUUUCAUCCAAAAAAUUUGUUAAAUUGGAUGAAACCAAAGAGUACCUAUACUCAAAAACGUUUUUUUUUUUUUAUAUUUUGUGGAAAUAAAUUUUGGCUGUCAGUGUUCAUACAUACAUAUAUACAGCUAUUUUACGUUAUUAAAUAUUUAUACACUUGCAGCGAAUCACAGAAUCAAAGAUGUCCUUUAUGGAGAUUGCAUUUCAAGCGGAGAUAAACAGAUCUGAAGAUCCGGAGUUUGAAGAGUGUGCGCGCCGCAAUUGUAAUGAGGAUCCAAAGACUAGGCAUUUAGUCAUUGAAGAGUUGAGAAACAUGAUAUACCAGAGAGGCGAAUGCCAUCCACGGCGGACUGACGAUGCGUAUCUCCUCCGAUUCCUGAGAUGUCGAAGAUUUAUACCGGCACUUGCACAUAAAUUGAUGGUACGUUAUGAGGAUUUUCGUCGGAAAAAUUUGUAUCUAUACCACUGCAAUGCAUUCGGAUUACAUCGUGUCAAGGAUGUCUAUGGAGGAACCUUCCCUGAUAGUCCUGUGAAUGGGAGAAUCACACUCAUGAGAUUUGGUCGAUGGGAUACGGAUACAGUUCCAAUAGAAGACGUAGUGCGCUGUGCUCUUGUUAUGGACGAGGUGGCGGCCUUGCAGCCAAAGCUACAAAUCCUUGGCGUUACUAUAAUCGUUGAUUUAGAAGGUCUUAGUUUUCGCCACGUUAGACAUUUGACACCCACCAUUGCGCACCAGAUCGUCAGCCUAAUGGGGGUGUCAUUUCCAAUACCAAUACACGCGCUCCACGUCAUCAGAUACAACUGGAUUCUGAACACUUUCUUCUACGUCUUCAAGCAGUUCAUACCCGCAGCUGCUUGGGAACGCCUGCAUUUCCACGGCUACGAUAUGUCGUCCCUCCACAAACACAUCGACCCUGAGUAUCUUCCCCCCGAAUACGGGGGAAGAUGUAGACACGUCAUCACAUUCGAGGAAUGGGUUAGAAAAGUUGACAGAUACAAGGACGAUUUUAUGGUUCAAGAGUUAAGGGAAUUAGGCUUUACUGUGGAAAAGAAAUUAGUAUCUAAUUUUAAUGGCUUUUUUUUUCGAGUAUGACGUCGUAGUUUUUUUUUAAUAUAGUUUACUUAAUCAAAGGUGUGAUUUUUAAAUUUUAUUUUAACUAACGUUGCACUUUUAUUAUAUUUUUAUAUUGUAUUUGCGUCUUGCAUGGCAGACGUCCUGCCAAUUAUUAUGGCAAUUUGUUAAACACUUACUCUAUUCCAAUACAAGUAGGAAUCAAGGUAAAUAAACAACUUUGACCUUGAAUUAUCAUGACAUUUCAGUUUGACUAGCGAGCAGAGAAUUAUUGAAUGAGUAAAAAGUAUGGAACGAUAUACUUCAUUCGUUUCAAGCGUAAUUUUAUAAAAAUUUUAAUAGAUAUAAUAUAUUAUGUGGAUUGCAAGUAAAAUAAAAAUAAAAACUUUUAUUAAACAAAAAAAUAGAUUCGGUUUCUUAGCACUCAACAUUUGUGAUAAAUUGAUUGAAUUGAUUUGUAGGGUCAAACGUCGUAUUAAGAAUUCCAUCUAUUUUUUUUAAUUUUUUCGUCCUCUUUUAUUACAAUGCACUUAUUAGCUUAAAAAGAGGCAGUUAUUUUUAAUCACAAAAACACUCACAAAAACUUUAGUUUCUUUUCAAUCUAGAUUAUAUUCCUAAAAUAAUUAAAAACAUUAAUUUAUGUUUUAAUAAUAAAGUAUAAUUUUCAAGAAAUCUUAUGUGACGUAUUUUAUAAUACUAAGACUUCAAUUAAAGAAAGAUAUUUUGAAUAUCUUUCAAAAAAACUCUAAUUUUAUAUUUUAUACAAAAUGGCUAUAAAUGAAAUAAUAAUGUUCUAUAUAAUCUAAUAACUUAGUCCGUGUUGAAGGGAAAACAAAAGUCAGUUGGCAAAAGCAAAAGGCCGUAAAGGCAAAAACAAAGUAAAUAAAAAAUUCCAAAUAAUCACCCGAAAUCAGAUCAGAAACGAAUUUUUUACUUUUGUAUUAUUUUCAA
This is a messenger RNA of Nymphalis io (European peacock), 2450 nucleotides long. RefSeq names its product clavesin-1-like. Lineage: Eukaryota; Metazoa; Arthropoda; Insecta; Lepidoptera; Nymphalidae. Gene Ontology annotation, cellular component: membrane. The coding region runs from base 609 to 1520 and encodes 303 amino acids. Gene Ontology annotation, molecular function: phosphatidylinositol bisphosphate binding. The transcript is spliced from 6 exons. The record is from RefSeq and is a predicted model, not a curated record.